Messenger RNA from Orbicella faveolata, 3063 nucleotides. RefSeq lists its product as uncharacterized. Gene Ontology annotation, cellular component: plasma membrane. The record is from RefSeq and is a predicted model, not a curated record. Gene Ontology annotation, molecular function: calcium channel activity; protein binding. Lineage: Eukaryota; Metazoa; Cnidaria; Anthozoa; Scleractinia; Merulinidae. Gene Ontology annotation, biological process: calcium ion import across plasma membrane.
GUAGAACAAAAACUGCGUUUUCAAAUUUUGCGGUGUAGCGUGGACGCUGCCUGAAUGAAGCAGAAAAGCAGCAAAAAGUUCACUGGAAGAUUAAAAAACUAAUAAAUUAUUGUUUCAGUUCACUUAGUUGAAACAGAUUUUAGUAUAAAAAUAAGCUUAUCCUUCCAGCUAAGUUUGUUACCUUACAUUUAGUUCUUGUCCUUUUAUACUUCCGUGAACUUCAGUGAACUCGAUCGUUUCUGAGCAGCGCAAUCUGUUGUUGUGAUGAUGACAGCCACGUAAACAAGUAAACUCUUGCUUCAUUUGACUUGAACAAGGCGUAUAAUUUUUAGCAACGCCACAACUUCGGAGAUUCCCUUUAACCCUCUGUCGUUUGUCGAAUUUUACCAGAAUUUAGACAACUUUGGAGGUGAUCAUGCGAAGACCAUUUCGGAAGAAAACUGUUUCGCUCGCUUUCCUGACAUUUUCAUUCAACUCAGAAUUGAGUGAAUAACAACGUGCGACAAAUGUUCCCGCCUUUUCUUACCAUCACUUCGUUUAGACGAAACUGAAAUGUCCACAACACUCUCUCAUUUAUCCUAUCGCGGACUCAUGGAAUAUUUGUUAACUAUUUAGUUAAACAAUCAAGAUGGGUUGAGACCUGAACAUGCAAACGUAAAAUUACAAUUUUUAGAACUUGGGGAUAUUUUAACAACUAUUCCAUGAGCAAAAGAGGCAAAAUCGGGCUCGUAUCUAACAAUGACUAAUGGAGUGAUUGUUUUAUUACAUUCUGCAAUCAACUAGAUAAUGUAGACAUUUCAAUGUGAUCUAAAUGACAAGACGGUUCGAGACUGUUGGAAAUAGAGGCAAGAUUUGUAACUUUGAGUUGAAUGAAACGUGUGGAAAGCGAGCGAGACAACCGAGAAAGAGUUUUCUUCUGAAAUGUUUCUCGUACAAUCUCCUCUCAAGUGUCAGAAAAUUGUUACAAGCCGAGUAAGGUUCACUGAAAGAAUCGAUGUUACAGCGUUGCUGCACAUAUUGUACGCCUUGUGCAAAUCAAAUGAAGCAAAUAUUUACACCGCUCCUGAAGUAUAAAAGGACAAGACCCAAAUGUAAGGUAACAAACUUUACUGAAGUGGUUUUGCUAAUUUUCUGCUAAUAGCUGUUUUUAGUUUCCGAAAGAAAUUGUGUCGGGUUUUAGAGACUCCGGUAUGAAUGUGCUUGCUGCUUUUCUUCUCCAUUCAGUCGCUUUUAAUAAAAGCUGUUACAAGCCAUUUAAAAACAUUUUCAAAUAAGCUCAUUUGUUUGAUUUCGCAUCAAAAUCAUUGAGAAAAUUUGUGGCUUUUUGUUUCCAGGAUGGCAUUUUCCAUCAGCCUAGUAUUUACGCGGUAGAAAGCUCACAGAGUCUGCUGUUUUUAGCCACUUUUUUUUCAGGGAAACUUUCACCUCCCGCCGACAAAUUUGUAAGCUAAGUGAUACUUGCAACACUCAUUUUCCGUAUGAGGGGAAACACUGGGUAUGGCUGAUAAAAAUGAUUCAGUGAACUAAUCAGAAAGCUAGAAAUGCACUUUCCGAGGUUGAGAAUUUAAUAACAUCAGAUAUUCUCCAGUCUUGUGACGUAUUUUAGACCAAUUGCGCUCGAGAACUAAAAGAUUUCAUUGAUGAAUUGACAAUAAAAUGGGUAACAAUUAUAACUGGCCAUGUCAAAGCAAAUUCUGUACGUAUAAAAUGAAUUUUUAGCUUCACAACUUAGUGUUUUUUAAUUUUUUUCAACUCCCUUAUUGCUCGGAUCAUGUUCCUUCAGUUACUAGCAUACAAAAGAAAGUUAAGUGUACGCGGUACUGUAAUUUCUCGAUCGUCCAGCAUUUCUUUGAUUGCUGUAACAUAUCUCUAGAAUUAGAAACUUGUUCAGGGCGACACAGCAAAGAGCAGCUACGCUAAGCUUGGUGAAAAUGACCGAAGAGUUUAAAAUGCAGGAAAUUUUAAAUCACGUUGUGAUUAAGAUGCUGACAAAAAGAAAGUGGGAAAAAUAUGCUUCGUUCUGGUUCAGGUUUCGCGCAUGGAAUUACACGAUAUUCCUGACAGCUCUCAGUACCGAUUUCAUGAUGGCUGCGAAUUCUGUGGAUCCAGUGCGUUUUGGGAAAACACGUUUCUUUCAGUUCCUUGAAGUCUGGGUUAUCUCCAUGACUUUGUGGUUUAUAAUUGACGAAAUCUCUGAGCUCAGAAGAGAACCAGUCGCCUACAUCAAAGAUGCCUUCAACUAUUUCGAUCUGUCAGGAUACUCUCUCAUUCUGGCGACCUUCCUCUUUAGAUUUCUUGGAAGUGAUCUCCAGUGGACUUGCGCUUCUUUGGCAAUCGGCAUUAAUUAUAUCGGUAUUUUUAAGUACUCAGGUGCAAACCAAAAUACUGGACUGUACAUAAAAUGCCUUGGCAAGGUCAUCUACAAGGACAUUCCGAGAUUUCUGACGGUGUUUAGUAUUAUUCUGGUGACAUUUUCAGUUUCAUUCUUCUUGGCUAUCAGAGCGGACAAAUCCAGGUUGGAAGAGAAAGCACUGAAAAACAACGCUCUCAGAAAUGAAAUGUCGUGUACGACCAGCGUAGGAUGUGUAAUGUUAUCUGGUGUAAUGACCUGGCUCGAAGGAUCGUCCGUAGUUCGUAAUCUGCGAGAAGUUGGAUGGCUAGGGGUACUACUGACAUUGCUAUUCAUGAUGAGUGUGACGACUAUUCUGUUGAACAUCCUGAUUGCACAACUUUCGCUGACGUACGAACUGGUCCAAGAAGAGUCACUGAAUUCUUUCACUGCGCUAAGAAUGCAGGCCGUGGCUAUCAUUGAGUGGCAGAGCAGGUUUAAAUUUUGGAAUCUUCGAAAGAAGUAUUAUGUUCCUGGGGAAUUAAAGACCAAAGAAGAAAUUGAAGAGAUGAUGAAAGAGUACAGAGAGAGUGCGAAUCUGGUGCCACCCAUGCCCGAAGAGAUAUGCGGGCAGAUUCAAGACCGAUUCAGUGCCAUGAAGACAAACUCCAAACAACUGCGGUAGAGUAUUCUAAGUUUAAUGCCACAGUCACGACUUUUUGUAAAACGAAAAG